AUGGCGUACGGCGCGCCCGGUCCCGCGCCCGCGUUCGGCGAGGCGGCGCAUCGCGUGAACACGGGUGAUAGGUUGAUGCCGUUCAGCGACGCGCGUGAGCGAAAGAGUCGCUCGCGCGCAGCCGUGCGCGCGAUCGAGCGCAGGACGAACCCGUGGUACGUCGUCUGCGCGUUGGUCGUCGUCGUGAUGUGGCUGGCGAGGUAUUCGAGGCGAGAGGUGGUGAGCAAGCGGCACGUGCGAAGACACCGGGACGGCUUGGACGGGGAUCUGCGGGAGGCGCUGGCGCGAAUCGGACGGUCGGAGAACGAUCUGUUCGAGGCGAGGAAGAGUCGAGAACGAUAUGUUCGAGAGAAUGAUUCGUUGCGGGCGGAGUUGGAGGCGGUGCGACACGAAGCGGAGACGUGGAAGUUGGAGGCGGAGAAGGCGAAGAAGACGUCGGACUCCGAACGCGGAUGCGAGAAACAGCUGAAAGAGGCCAAGCUGGAGGCGGAACACGCGAGGCACGAGAAGAAGGGAUGCGAGCUCGAACUCGAGCGGGCGAAGCACGAGGCGCAAUUCACCAGGGAGCACAUCAAGGAGGAGGUGAUCAAGGAGGAGACGGAGGCUCUGGAGAAGCGCAUCGUCGAGGACGAAAAAGCCGAAGCCUCGCAGUUGGACGCGGAAUCGCCGAUAAAGUCAAAAACUGACGAGCCUAAGGAAGUCAAUACAUCUUCUGCCGGUACUGGAGCCUCUGCGAGGCGGCUUUAG
Molecule: messenger RNA, 747 nt
Organism: Ostreococcus tauri
Lineage: Eukaryota; Viridiplantae; Chlorophyta; Mamiellophyceae; Mamiellales; Bathycoccaceae
Product: unnamed product
Exons: 1
Coding region: 1-747 (248 amino acids)
Source: RefSeq, a predicted model, not a curated record